AAGCUGCUGCUGCUCAGCCGUGGCGCACACACAAACAUUCAGCCCAAAAUUUCGCUCCACGGAUUUCCGUUUUCCCUCCACGGCCGCGCCCCUCUUUCCCUCCUCCAUUUUUGAGAUCAAACCCUCGGACAGCGCCCCUUUUUCUUCUCUCCCCACCCCCUCUCACCCCCAACCCACCCCACUCCACUCCACCCGCGCACAACAGAUCGCACGCCUCGGUUCCCUCCACUCGACGCUUCUCCCGCUCCUAACCCCUAGUACCUUCGCUCGCUCUGCCGCCCCCGCCGACGACGCGCCAGAUCCGCGCAGCAGUGGUGUCCUCCGCGGCGGAUCGAGCUCCCGAUCCGCGCAGUGGGAGUGGCGGCGAGCGCAGGAGCGCUCGGCCGGGGGUUCCGCGAGGCUGGAGACGGAGGAGGAAGGGAGCGGUAGUUCCGCGGUGGUAGAUCCGCCGGUCCUGUCGCCGGAGAUGGACUCAUCCGUCGAGAAGCAGGGGAGCGUGGCGCUGGAUCCGGACGAGCGCGCGCCGGCGUCCGGCGAAACCAAGGCCUGCACCGAGUGCCACACCACCAAGACCCCGCUCUGGCGCGGGGGGCCCUGCGGACCCAUGUCGCUGUGCAACGCGUGCGGGAUCCGGUACCGGAAGAAGAGACGGGAGGCCAUGGGCCUCGAGUCCAGCAGCAAGGCCGCCACCGCCGGCGGCAGCGAGCACCAGCAGCAGCAGCGGAAGAAGAAGGCCACCGCGGCGGCGGCCGCCGCCUCCUCCAAGCGGGAGCGGGAGCGUGAGCGGGAGCGGAACAAGGAGGCGGACGAGGUCACCGUGGAGCUCCGCGCGGUGGGGUUCGGCAAGGAGGUGGUGCUGAAGCAGCGGCGGCGGAUGCGGCGGAGGCGCCGCCUGGGCGAGGAGGAGCGCGCGGCCAUCCUGCUCAUGGCGCUCUCCUCCGGCGUCGUGUACGCCUGACUUGGCUAGCAACCGCGCCGGCCCCCGAGACGCCGCGCCCAAAGGCGGCGAAAGGAGAGGAGGGCCCGAUUCGCUGGACGUGCGGCAUGAUCUGAGCCCCAGACAGAUCCGUCCGUCUGGAUCUAUGCUAAGUUUUCCCGGCUAAGUAGUAGCUCGUCGGUUCGAACAAGGCGAGUUAAUAAUCCGUGUCCGCGCUAGGCUAGCAGCUCUGUUCCUCUCUCCCCCUCCCGUUGCUUGCUGUGUUCUUGCCACCGCCUCCUCUAGUUGUAAUCCUGCCGCUAGUAGUGUGCUAGUAGUAGCUGUCCUGCUGUAACCUUCUCUUGCAAUGUAAGGAGAGAUUAUAUGGUUGGUCAUUCUUGCAAUCCUAA
Molecule: messenger RNA, 1326 nt
Organism: Zea mays
Lineage: Eukaryota; Viridiplantae; Streptophyta; Magnoliopsida; Poales; Poaceae
Exons: 3
Coding region: 467-958 (163 amino acids)
Biological process (GO): regulation of DNA-templated transcription
Molecular function (GO): zinc ion binding; sequence-specific DNA binding
Source: RefSeq, a predicted model, not a curated record